This is a messenger RNA of Triticum dicoccoides, 4058 nucleotides long. Its product is annotated as telomerase reverse transcriptase-like. Gene Ontology annotation, biological process: telomere maintenance via telomerase. The transcript has 12 exons. NCBI's taxonomy places the organism in Eukaryota, Viridiplantae, Streptophyta, Magnoliopsida, Poales, Poaceae. Gene Ontology annotation, cellular component: telomerase catalytic core complex. The record is from RefSeq and is a predicted model, not a curated record. Gene Ontology annotation, molecular function: telomerase RNA binding; telomerase activity; telomeric repeat DNA binding. Bases 1 to 3699 code for a protein of 1232 amino acids.
AUGGCGCGGCGGCGCCGCCGUCGCGCGUUCGGCGGCCGCCCGGAGCUCCGCCUGGCCUACGGCUCCCGCGCCCGCCCGCUCGGCCGCGCGAUCCUCGCGCUGCUGCCCCCGCCCCCGCCCCCCGGCGCCCCCUGCCCCGUCUGCCGCGGCGCGGCCUCCGGGUGCCUCGCGUGCCGCCGCUGGGCGCACCUCCUCCGCGACGGCGACCCCGUCGCGUACCGCCGCCUCGUCACCCGCGCCGUCUGCGCCGUCGAGCCCGUGCCGGCCGCGCCCCUGCCGCCGCAGUAUACCCCAGGGAACGCCGGGCACUCGCAGGCACAGCUCGUUCGGGAGACGAUAAAGUGGAUCUUGACGGAUCGGUCCUGUAGAACCAAGAACGUCCUCUGCAAUGGUAUCCAUCAGGGUGGCCAGGCUAACCUUGUUUCUUCUUCAUCCUGGAAUAUUCUCCUGGAUAGAAUUGGGGAUCUUCUCAUGUGCUAUAUUCUGAGGCAUUCAUCAGUCUUUUUGCCCAUUAAAAAGAGUGAUUACUUUCAGGUGACUGGUGUUCCACUCAACAUUGUUCUGCACAAGCCUAUAUUUGCCAGUACCAUGGCAAGGAAACAACAAUCCAGAUCGAUAGAAGUCAAAUGCCCUACGUGCCACGUGUUGCGUAAUGCAAAGAUGAAACUAAACAUAACCGGAGGCAAUCGUGGCAACAGUUCAGACUCUGCAUUUUACUGUUCAGAUAACACUCAGAAAUGUGAUGCUCUACAAAGUUCUGGAAGUUGUGAUGCUGAAAGAGUUAUAAAGCCUAAUUGUUCAAGUGAUGGAUGUAACUGUUCCAAUUGCUUUACCCGGAAGCCUAGGAAAAGAAAAAGAUUGUACAGCUGGCAGCGCCGCAGUAAGCGGAAGCAGAUCUGUAAUGAAGAUAAGUUAACAGAGUUAAGUAAAUUAAACAACAGUAAUUAUGCUGUGUGUAAUCUCUUAUCAGAUGGCGCAGCUGCUGGAGUGAAUGGUCAAACACACUCCUUGAAGCGUACUGCAGAUAACAUUUCUAUUGGAAUGAACAAUGAUGAAUUUGUUUCACAAAUUGAAGAGCCAUGUGAUGUACCCGUCCUGUCAUUAAAGAAGUCACCUAGUUCUGUGUCAGAUACUAGUCCUUCCCAGGAUCUAUUUUGUGGUUACUGUAAAUCAGGAGUCCAAUGUACAAGUCCCAAAGUAGGACCCUCCAGCUACUCACAACUGAACAGUGGUUCCAUCUGCUUCAAUUGCUUAAUGUUGAAUGCUUCGAAAUGUGUGUCAGUAGAUUCUUUGAUACCAAGACAGGCCAUUUUCUAUAACAAAGGAUUAUCUGAGAAUGUCUUCCAUCGUAGCAACUUGACAAAUAAAAGGAAAGGACCAGACACACUGUCUUUAUUGAAGCGCAUAUUUGGAAUCAAGGAAUGCUGCAUAAAGUUCGUCCAAUGUGAUUGCCAUGGAUCUUCCACACCAAAUUCUAAUUGCCUGUAUCAUUGGAUGCUUCAACUAGUGAAAAAUCUCAUAAGGAAUUCUAAACAUUGCCAGUACAAGAAACUAUUUCUGAAGCAUUGUUCUGUCAAGUCUAAGGUGGCAAAAGAUGGGUUCCCUUCAGGCAACAUAAAAUAUUCAAGAGGAGGAAAAUCAGCAUAUUGUGGUGAAUCUUUUGCUCAGUUGGAAGCUUACAGUACACAUCAGCAAGUACUAUCCUUUGUCUGGGCAGUGUUGACACGUAUCAUACCACAGCCUUUGUUAGGGAAUCCUUCUAGUAAGAGAUCUUUAAGGAUGAACAUUUGGAAGUUUAUAAGGUUACGUAGGUUUGAAACAUUUCAAGUAACUGAUUGUAUUGGUGACUUGAAAGCACCAGAAUAUUCUUGGCUAUCAAAAAUUGGAUUCACUAGUUGCAUUUGUUCUGUACUACUUGGAGAAGAGACUGGGCUGUCAAAUGGCACAGAGGAGCAGAAACAGAACAAUCUCUUGCAUUGUUGGAUUAGCUGGUUAUUUUCUGACAUUGUGAUCCCAUUGAUCAAUACAUACUUUUAUGUUACAGAAAGAGAAACAAAACGAUAUGAUGUUUUCUAUUAUCCAAAGUCAGUGUGGAGGAACCUAACUAGCAAUACUAUUGCUACCUUAAAGGCGCAGAGCUUCAAGAUUUUGUGUGGUACAUCGAGGAGAGCAAUAAAACAUUUGUACCGUUCUUCAAGAGUGAGAUUUCUUCCAAAAGCAAAGGAUAUCAGACCAUUAGUAAAUUUUAAAGCUCAGUCAAAGGAUGGUAUUCUCAACAAGUGUCAUUUAGUUAUUAAAAAAUUAAGGGCUGAUAACCCAGAGAUGUUUGGUUCUUCUGUUUUUGAUUAUGAUGGUGUUUACAAAAACCUUUCCAGUUUUAUGUCUUCAGUAAGAAGACAGUUGACAGAGUCAAAGAUAUAUAUUGUGGUUGCUGAUGUAUCCAAGGCAUUUGAUUGUGUUAAUCAUGACGUGCUACUGAAAAUUAUGGAUGAUGUUCUGAAAGGUGAUGAGUUUGCCUUGAGAAAAUGUACCAAAGUAAUUUACAGUAGGUCUAAGAAUGUGGCUUACCGCUUUGAUUCAAAUGUCUCCGUCAGCAAUGGAAACAGAAUUAAUGAUUUCUCAAUUCAGCCAUCAUCAGGUGGUGGCAUUCUAGUUGAUCAGGGAACUGUUAGUACAAUCCGGAAGGAAGAGCUUCAACGUGUCCUUUUCGAACAAGUCAAGUGCAAUAUUCUGAAGAUUGGGCCAAACUUUUACUUGCAGCAAGUAGGGAUUGCUCAAGGAAACAAGUUAUCUCCCAACCUUUGUUCCCUAUACUAUGGCCACCUUGAGAAUUCUGUGAUAUUGAAUUUUCUGCGUGAUGGAAAUUCAGGAGAUGCUAUUUCAGAACCGGAAUUUUUAAUGAUGAGGUUCAUUGAUGACUUCAUGUUUAUCUCUCUCUCAAAGAAGCAUGCUUUGAAUUUCUUUAAUAGGAUGAGAAGAGGUUUUGUGUACUACAAUACUUACAUGAAUGACAGCAAAUAUGGUUAUAAUUUCAAUAUUGGAGAUAACGAGCAGUGCGAUAAUAGGAUCUACAGGGGCGAUGAUGGAGUCACUUUCAUACCAUGGAGUGGUUUGCUUAUAAACUGUGAAAAUUUAGAAAUUCAAGCUGAUUAUACAAGGUAUUUAGGCAUUACAAUCAUCUCCACGAUCACUGUGAAGAUGCAUUCUUCCAUGAAGUACCUUAGCAGCAAGCUAUGUCAUUAUAUGCGUCCGAAGUGCCAUCCCAUUUUUUACGACUCCAAUAUCAACUCACUGGGCACUGUAAGACUGAAUAUGUAUCAAGCCUUCCUGUUAUGCGCAAUGAAGUUCCAUUGCUAUAUGCGGAGCAUGCCUUAUUCCAGCAUAAGCAAACCCGAGUUGCUGCAUGUCAUUAAGAAGACCUUCAGAUACAUGCAUAGUCUGAUUGUCAGCCGUAUGCAAGAUAUGGAGCUGCAAUCAAAUGUGCGCCCAGUUCUAAAGCUAAGACGCAAAGAAACCAAUUGGCUUGGACUAUCUGCCUACAUCCGCGUGCUUCAAAAGAAACAAUCUCGUUACAAGGAUUUGUUGGCGUUGUUGAUAGCAGAGGCUGAGGGUUAUGGUCAUAUGGACUGUGAUUCUGACAGUUUGUGCUAUGCUGUGGAUGAUUCUCACUCGUCAAUGUUCUGGAAGUUCAAAUAUUAGAAGGAAACUCGAGGGGCCUGAGUAUUGCAGAGAACUCUUAUUUUGUGGGUACAGUUUUAGCAGGAUUGGCUUAUAUACAGCUCUACCUGCCAUAUUAUCAGGUAGAAAGGGUGAAAACUAGUUGCUUCUGGAAUUGCAGUAACACUGAUCAUGUUUGCGCCAAGCUUUCACUUCAUAGUCUUAUAGCAGCAUUUUAUAUGUUCCUGUAUCUGAUCCCAUGUGUCUGAUUAGCUGCUAAAUUCAUUAACAAACAAGCAUCAUAGCUCUACAUCACAUUUUACUUUAGUCAUUAAUCUUUUGCGUGUUUUUUAUAAACAGAUGAUUAAAUGUCAAAGAACAUCAUUGAAUGAUUCCUAUUA